Molecule: messenger RNA, 210 nt
Organism: Pelobates cultripes (western spadefoot toad)
Lineage: Eukaryota; Metazoa; Chordata; Amphibia; Anura; Pelobatidae
Source: the annotation of a GenBank genome assembly
AUGGCGUCUUCGGAAUCCCGCAAACCUGAAACCUUCCGCAGAGCCCGCGGACUAAGAGCAUCUGAGAAAAGAGCACAGUGCACUUUACAAACCACCUGGGAGCUCUGCCAAUUAUCUCUCCAUGGAGGAGUUAAGAUUUAUGGUUCGGGACAACGGCAGCAGACUGAGUUCCAUUUGGAACAAAAGGUGCUCGUGAAUAGCAGUCUCUAA